AUGCCCAAGGCGAAGGCGAAGGCGAAGACCAAGGCGAAGAAGGAAGAACCGGCCACGGCUGGGCUCGGAGACAAGUCCGUGGAGGCGGCGGAGCGGUAUUUGGAGUAUGAUCCGGUGUCGAAGGUGACGUGGAAGCUCGGCGACGCGACGCCGUAUUUGUAUCUCGCGAAUAUUUUCGAGUCCAUCGCGGAAACGACGAAAAGAUUGGAGAUCGCGGAGCUGCUGACAAAUGCUUUCCGGACGAUUUUAGCGAGUAAACCGACUGAUCUCUUGGCGGCGGUGUACUUGGCGUCGAACACCAUUCAUCCGCAGCACGAAGGUAUCGACCUCGGCAUCGGGGAUGCGACGCUCAUCAAGGCGCUCGCUGAGGCCACGGGGCGGAAAGACGAAUCGAUUAAGAAUGACUAUAAGGAAGCUGGCGAUCUUGGAAGCGUGGCCAUGGCGAGUCGUUCGACGCAGCGCAUGAUGUUCCCGCCGCCACCGUUGACGGUGACGGGCGUGCUCAAGGAGUUUAGAGCCAUCGCCACGACCGAUGGCGAAAAGAGCGUCGAUCGCAAGAAAGGUAUGAUCAAGAAGCUCCUCGUCUCCGCGCGCGAGUGCGAGGCGGGUUACGUCAUUCGCUCGCUCCAAGGUAAACUACGAAUCGGCCUCGCUCAACAGACGGUGACGCAAAGUCUCGCGCACGCCAUCGUCUUGCACGGCGACGCCGGAAAGAAGAAGAAGGGCGCCGAGCUCGCCGAUGCCUUGGGUGCAGCAUUCGACGUGCUCAAGCAAGUAUUUAGCGAAUGUCCGACUUUUGAUCAAAUCGUCCCGGCGCUACUUGAGGUUGGUAUCGAAGGCUUGCAAGAGCGUUGCAAAUUCACCCCGGGUGUCCCCGUCAAGCCGAUGUUAGCCAAGCCUACGACUGGGGUGUCUGAAGUGUUGAAGCGCUUCGAAGACAUCGCGUUUACGUGUGAAUACAAGUACGAUGGAGAGCGCGCGCAGAUUCACCUCCAAGAAAAUGGCAAGGUGUCCAUCUUCUCCCGCAACCAAGAGGACAACACGGCCAAGUUUCCCGAUCUCAUAAACGGUCUCAAGCGAUACAUCAAGCCUCAUGUGAAGUCUGUCGUCAUCGACUGCGAAGCCGUUGCAUACGAUAGAGAACAAAACAAGAUCUUGCCGUUCCAGAUUUUGAGCACGCGAGGAAAGAAAAACAUCGUUGAAUCGGAGAUCAAAGUCAAAGUCGCUCUCUACGCGUUUGACUGCCUGUACCUCAACGGCGAACCGCUGUUGCGCGAGCCGAUGCACAAGCGCCGCGAAGCACUUUACAGCGCAUUCCAAGAAGUUCCCGGCGAAUUCUUCUUCGUCACCGAGAAGACAUCUCGCGAUAUCGAUGAACUGCAAGGAUUUUUGGACGAAUCUAUCGCAGAGAACACCGAAGGUUUGAUUGUCAAGACGCUCGACGCGACGUACGAACCGUCCAAGCGCUCCCUCAACUGGCUUAAGCUCAAGAAGGAUUACAUGGAAGGCUGCGGUGACUCAUUAGAUUUAGUUCCAAUCGGCGCUUGGCUCGGACGCGGUAAGCGUACGGGCGUUUAUGGCGCGUACUUACUCGCCUGUUUCGACGAAGACGGCGAAGAGUACCAAUCCAUCUGUAAAAUAGGCACCGGCUUCAGCGAAGUCAUCCUCGAGGAAUUGGCCAACGCCAUGAACCCACACGUCAUAGACGGUCCGCGUUCGUACUACAAGGUAUCCGACGCCAUGAAACCCGACGUGUGGUUCGAACCGAAGCAAGUGUGGGAAGUCAAAGCCGCCGACUUGUCAAUCUCUCCGGUUCACCAAGCCGCGUGUGGAUUGGUCGAUCCGCAAAAGGGCAUCGCGCUGCGCUUUCCUCGCUUCUUACGUCGCCGCGACGACAAAGAGCCCGAGAUGGCGACCAACUCCGAGCAAGUCGCCGAGUUUUACAACGCCCAGGCCAACAAGCAAGAGUUUAACGCCAACGGAGAUGACGAUUAA
Molecule: messenger RNA, 1995 nt
Organism: Ostreococcus lucimarinus CCE9901
Lineage: Eukaryota; Viridiplantae; Chlorophyta; Mamiellophyceae; Mamiellales; Bathycoccaceae
Exons: 1
Coding region: 1-1995 (664 amino acids)
Biological process (GO): DNA recombination; DNA repair; DNA biosynthetic process
Cellular component (GO): nucleus; mitochondrion
Molecular function (GO): DNA binding; DNA ligase (ATP) activity; ATP binding
Source: RefSeq, a predicted model, not a curated record